CACAUGGUUUUGACUUACGAAAUCUUAUGUUCCGCAAUAUUUAUAUUAUUUAUUUCAAUUUAUAUAUUCGCAGUUACACGAUCAAUAUUAUCGGUUUUAUUCAUAAUAUAUUAUAAACUUUAGUUCUUGCGGAGUGUUGAGAUGAGCUGCUGAAGCUUCGAAAUACUUAUUAUUGUUUAUUCAUUGUACUACGUUAUAAGAUGGUAAAUUAUUUCUUUAAAAAAGAAGAAAGUACACAAUAAAAUAUGGACGAUACUACUAGACCAUCAGCUUCGGAGAACGACACAAUGGAGAGGCUCAGACGCGAGGACACCAGCAGCUGUCGGUGCGAACAGGAGCGGACUCAGGAAGUCAAAAUCAAAAGCAAAAGAUUCGGAAGAGGCGCGGUGGAGUCAGGUUUAACACACGAAUGCGGCGUCUUCGGAGCAAUAGGCACAGGGGAUUGGCCGACCCAGGUGGACAUAGGACAGGUCAUAUGUCUGGGUUUAGUGGCAUUGCAACACAGAGGACAAGAAUCAGCCGGUAUUGUGACCUCAGAGGGCAAGAGCGCCCGCACCUUCAACUCUCACAAAGGAAUGGGUCUCAUCAACAAUAUAUUCAACGAUGAAGCUAUGAAGAAAUUGAAAGGAAACCUAGGCAUCGGACACACAAGGUAUUCGACGUCAGCGGCAUCGGAGGAAGUCAACUGUCAACCUUUUGUGGUGCACACGGCGCACGGAGCACUGGCGGUCGCUCACAAUGGAGAGUUGGUCAACUGCAGCAGUCUCAGGAAGAUGGUGUUAGGCCGCGGCGUGGGGCUGUCCACACACUCAGACUCGGAGCUGAUCACCCAGGCGCUGUGCCUCAACCCACCGGAGGGGGAGACCAAUGGCCCAGACUGGCCCGCGAGGAUCAACAACCUCAUGAGGCUGGCGCCCCUCAGUUACUCGCUAGUGAUAAUGCUGAAAGACAAAAUCUACGCCGUCCGCGACCCCUACGGCAACCGACCGUUGUGCCUUGGCAAGAUUCUGCCUCUCGGCUCCUCGUAUGUCUACAAACAGUCAUCGACUCAGCAUGCAGCGGUCUUGAUGAACGGCUGCUCUAAGAACGGCAUCGAAGAGAAAGCUGAAGGAUGGGUCGUCUCGUCAGAGUCUUGCGGCUUCUUGUCUAUCGGCGCCCGCUACGUUCGCGAAGUAUUACCCGGAGAAAUAGUGGAGAUGUCUCGCCACGGCAUCCGCACCAUCACUGUGGUGGACCGGCCCGCUGACAAGCAACAGGCAUUCUGCAUCUUCGAGUAUGUGUAUUUCGCCAGGUCGGACAGCAUGUUUGAAGGGCAAAUGGUGUACUCGGCGCGCAUGCAGUGCGGACGCAUGCUGGCGCGGGAGUCGCCGGUGGACGCCGACAUCGUGUCGUCCGUGCCGGAGUCCGGCACCGCCGCCGCGCACGGCUACGCCAGACAGUCGGGUAUCCCCUUCAUGGAAGUCCUAUGCAAGAAUCGCUAUGUGGGCCGCACUUUCAUCCAACCAUCCACAAGGCUACGGCAACUGGGGGUCGCGAAGAAGUUCGGCGCGCUGUCCGAAAAUGUACGGGGCAAGAGAAUCGUUCUCAUCGACGACAGUAUUGUCAGAGGGAACACUAUUGGACCUAUCAUUAAGCUGCUGAGAGACGCGGGAGCCAAUGAGGUCCACAUAAGAAUAGCGUCACCGCCUCUCAAGUACCCGUGUUACAUGGGCAUCAACAUCCCAACACGAGAGGAACUCAUCGCGAACAAAAUGGACUCCUUCAAGCUCGCCGAGCAUGUUGGUGCGGACAGCUUAGAAUACCUGAGCGUGGAAGGUCUUGUGAGUGCCGUCCACUAUAAUAUGAAGAUCACCCCCAGCGAGGGGUUGGGGGGGCACUGCACCGCCUGCCUCACCGGGGAGUACCCCGGAGGGCUGCCCGAGGACAUCGACUGGUGAUCUAACUAUCGAUAUCGAUAGUUAGAUAACUGUUGAAAGUAGUCUUAUGUGACUAUAGGCUAAUUCGUCGUUUUAUUACUUUUUUCUAUGAUUAACGGUUAUAAAAAAUAUUGACAUAAUAAUUUUUUGUUAAAUAAUGUUUUGCUCAAAUCAAUGUAAUGUUCUUGCAUUUGUAUUAUUAAAAAAAAGUAGUUGCUUUUUUUUAAUCUUUCGAAAAACAAAUUUUGAAAAGGCAGACCUUUUUUUUUUACAUUUUUCAAUUAAUCUAGGUAUCUCUGAUUUGUCAGCAGUCUAUCCAAUGGCAGAGAAUCUCGUCUAGUCUCACUAAAUUUGCUGAAGGAGCUACUCAAAAAGUGAAAUUAAAAAAAAACCCAAUUGAUUUUCAAUGCAUUUUGCGAAGUUUUAACUCAUAUUCGACCCUCAAACAUGAUGGAAUCAGUUUGUCUUUUGGAGAAUAAAUGUAGAAAAAAAUAAUAAAAAUAUGGAUAUUUUCAGACAUAACAUUAAUUUGUUAGCACAGUAACAGUACAGACUGAAAUUUUAGUACAUUCUAGCUGUUUUAAGUACAAUAUACUAAGUAAUAUUUUUAUAUCAUGCACAAUAUUAUAGUUUUCCUUUUGGGGCCAAGUGAAGUGGACCGAUGCCUUUAAUCGGCAUUUUAGAUAAGUUAGUAAUAAUAACUAUCACUGCAGGCGGUAACGGCAAAUAUAAUUGAUGUAGAUUAAGUUUUUUAAAACAUUUUUUUUGGUGAAAAAUCUCGAGUCGUGAUAAAUUAAGUUUUUGAAAUAAAUUUAUCUAACGAUAGUGUUUAGACAAUGUAAGUUUUAUAUUUUACGAAAAAAAAAAUGCAAAAUUAUCAAAAAAAAAAUAAGUUCAUAUUUCACGUCGCUAUCGGUAAAUGUCUUCCUAAAACAUUCCUCAAUUUUAUAUAUGCUUUUAUAUUUGUUUGAUCAUAGAAUUAAGAAACACCCAAGUGCCUUUGGAUUUUGCUUGUACCUUUUUACCUUGUUCUAUGUUUCUCAAUCUGUGAAUUACGCCGGACGAAUAUAAAUACAUGAUUUUGCUGAUUUUUUAAUCUCAAUGGACUGCAAGCCUGAAAUCGCGAAAAUAAAUCAUUCAAAUAUCUAACUUGAGGAAAAUAUACGAAUCUGAUGUUUUUUUUUUGCGAUUUCGGGGUUACUCCUAUACGAAAAAUUGCUUAGUAUCAUGGACUGAGCAUUAAGACAAAAAGUUGUCAGUGAUCAAAAGAUCACUCUGUAUAAUAACAGUAAUCAAAGUUCAGUUUUUCACAUUACAUGAGAUUGAAACAUGAACAAAUUCUUUUUAAUUUACAUGUGUGAAAUUAUGUGAAUUAUAAUUGUGUGAAUAUUGUGUUGUAAUACUAUAGAAGAUUGAGAGUUCAACUUUUAUAUAAUGUCAUUGCUUUAAAGUUUUUGAAGAAAACAGUGAAACAUGGAAUACCGUCCGUGGGAUACGAAAAUAUGCUUUGAUUGUAGUUUCAAAAGCGCAAUUUAGAAAAAUGUAUUUUUAAAAUAUUGAUGCACCGUAAUGGUUGAGAAACAUGAAUGAGAAGAGUCGUGCUGGAUUCGACUUCUAUGUAUGUAAUUUCAACUAUAAAUAGUAUUAAGAUUCAUUAGUGGUAACAUUUUUUGGAAUCCCACUUUUUUAUAUUGGGUUAGUGAAAACAUUCCUUGCGUACGCAAUGAUAUAUUUUUAAGUAUAAAUGUCUCGCAUAGUUUUCGCUGUUCUCAAAUAUUUUAGAAUAUGUUACAAAUUGUAAGUUGUAUCGAAUAUACGCGUAUAUUGUAGAUUAUAUGUUAACGAAAUUUUUAGAAGUAAUUUCCCAUUUGUUUAAAAUGUUUUAUAUUUGAUACUACACAAACUUGAACUUUUUAUUUAAAUACACUCGUCAAAAAUGAAAAUAUCUGCAAAUUACAAUUUACGUCAUUUAUAAUAAAUUAAAUUGUAAUGUGCAUUUAUUUUUGUGUAUGUAUAAGAUACUGUUAUUUACAUUUUCAUACAUUUAAACAAACGGAGCUUAGACGAAGAAAAUAGCUAUAAUUUUACACGAAUCUUGAUCCAUUGUCGAUCUAUUUAUUUACGAGCGAAUAUUCCUUAGAUCUGACAAACAGACGAGCCAUGACCUAGUUUUUUAUUAUUAGUUUUUACCGAUGUUUUCUGAUAUUGUAUUAUUGUCCCAGCGCAAUUGAUCAAUUUGGUAAUAAAAUUGUUAAUUUAUAAA
This is a messenger RNA of Plodia interpunctella (Indianmeal moth), 4179 nucleotides long. RefSeq names its product amidophosphoribosyltransferase-like. Lineage: Eukaryota; Metazoa; Arthropoda; Insecta; Lepidoptera; Pyralidae. Gene Ontology annotation, molecular function: amidophosphoribosyltransferase activity. The record is from RefSeq and is a predicted model, not a curated record. Bases 246 to 1937 code for a protein of 563 amino acids. Gene Ontology annotation, biological process: purine nucleotide biosynthetic process; purine nucleobase biosynthetic process. The transcript has 14 exons.